Drosophila ananassae is the source of this 1536-nucleotide messenger RNA. RefSeq names its product tektin-2. Gene Ontology annotation, biological process: cilium assembly; cilium movement involved in cell motility. Bases 133 to 1434 code for a protein of 433 amino acids. The record is from RefSeq and is a predicted model, not a curated record. NCBI's taxonomy places the organism in Eukaryota, Metazoa, Arthropoda, Insecta, Diptera, Drosophilidae. The transcript has 3 exons. Gene Ontology annotation, cellular component: nucleus; microtubule cytoskeleton.
GGGGAAACACCCUCAGUCCAAGUUGAGAGUUUCAGUUGGGAGGACAAAUUCAGUAAAGUUCUUAAAAGAAAAUAAGUUUUUCGUAGUUUAUAGUUUUGCACAUCAACCACAUAACAAAUAUCUGCUUCCACGAUGGCAUUCCGUUCGGUGACCACCAUGGAGAAGCCCUUGCAGCACAUCUCGCUGACGGACUGGUAUGCCCGGCUGAAUCAGAUGCGAAAUAUAGCAGAUGCCCGGAGAUCAGAUGCCUUCGCCAUUCGCCACGCAUCCAGAUCCUUGAGGAACGAAACCAGAAUUGAGAGCGUUUGGGCCAAUUAUGAAACCAACGAGGCACUGACGGAUCGGAUAUCCGAGUUGAAUCGUUGGAAGGAUAUCAUUUCCAAGACCUUUGAGAGGAUCGAGCGAGAGAUUGAUAUGCUGCAGGAGGAGAAGAAUGCCACAGAGCGGGAGUUAGAGACGUUGGCGGGUCCCAUUUCGGUGAUAGCUGAAUGCCUGACCAUGAGGGAUGGACGACUUGGCUCCGAGAUCACCUAUGAUGAAGCUGACACCGAAAUCAAGAACGAACUGGCUAUCUUGGAGAACAAUCAGCGACUCCUCGCAGAUCGUUGCCAGAAGGCCUGGGAAAAGCUGACGCGGCUGGAGGAGGUGCGAUUCAAGAUCGGCAUGGAGAUCGAGAACAAGGUGGAGGCAGUGGAGCUGGAUAAGUCUCAGUUGGCCUUGGACCGCAACGCGGCCAAUAUCUCUUACAAACCGGAUCCCACCAGGAAUCCUAAAAACUCCUGCUCUUACGAGACCUGGCUGGAGCAUGUGAAGAACGUGAAGCUCCUGGCGGAGAAUGAGCUGGCGGACACCUAUGCCAUUCGGGAAGCUCUCUUCGUGUGCCGCGAGAAGGCGCGCAACAUGCUGCAGUCUCAGAUGGAACGGGCGGAGCAUACGAUCCGGAAGCGCAUCUUCGAGACCCAGAGAGCCAGGAACGAGUUGGAGUGGCAGCAGACAAAGAUGAAGGAGGAGAUGGAGAGAGCGGUGUGCGAGAUCCGCAACUCGGAGCAAGCCCUCCGUGACAAGGUUGACGCCCUCAAGUUGGCCGAGACGCGUCUAGAAAAUCGCGCCCAGCGAUCCGGCAUGGAGCUGUGCAUGGACCAGGCCCACGAUAUGCUCUGUCUCGAGGUUGAGAAACUGCGCGAGAUCCGCCGCCGAUUGAUGGCCAAGAUUGACGAGAGCAAGACCAACUUCAACUUGUUGGAGGAGCAUGCCAAGCGUAUCGAUGUGGAUCUGGAGAAUAAGCAGCACGCCCUUAUGACAGAUAUUCGGGCCCUGGAUCUGCGUAUGCGGCUCCGUGGCGGCGAGUUCGGCAUCAAGGUGGCCAGUCCAUCUGCGCAGACUGACCGCAACAUUGUGCUUACCCGUAUGGAGAAGGAGAUACCCAAGGAAUAGACUUCAUUUUAUCACUCGUUUUAUAUAUUUCCCUGACGUUCAUUGUGCGUUGCUGCGAUUUUUCCAAAUUUAUGUGAAUAAAAGUAUGUAAUCCCCCUCGGA